AUGGCGAAGCAAGAGCAAAUAGCGCGUACGAGGGAGAGAGUCGAGACAAAUCUUGAAUGUCUUUUUUUUGUUGGCAUGGCCCGCGCCGUUGUAAAGAGUACAGACCACGCGUGGCCCCCGUCUGCGGGGGGCAUGUACAGCCAACAGAUCGCAAUACUAAUCGUACCAUCGACACGUCUGCUUGCGUCUUUUACAGGUUUCUUUGCCGGCCUCGGUUGGACCGGUGACGGCUCGCGGCGCGUCUCGAGGAGCGCGAACUCCGCGACGACGACGUCGUCGUCGACGGCUGCGAGUGACGUGCCGGCACCGUUGACGCCACAGCGUCGUCCCCGGCUGCACUGUCCGUCGCGACAUGCAACCAGUCGCAACAACAAUCAUCCCAGCAGCGGCAGCGGCCUGCAUCACGAUCGCCGACACAACUGCUCGAGGUGUGGUAAGAGCUACAAAAACGCGUACAUCCUGAAGCGGCACUUGCUGUACGAGUGCGGCAAGGCGCCGUCUUUCAGCUGCCCGCAUUGCGCUUUUAGCUCCAAGUAUGAGCGCAAUCUUAAAGCGCAUAUCAAUCAUCGGCACGUCGAUUUACAACCAUCGCUGCCCGGUAUUGUCGUCGGCCAGCAUGAAACACGUCAUCAACACGGCAGAGAGUGACUCGUCAGAGUCUGCAAAGUCGCGAUGAUGAAACGAGAAUGUUUUUCAAUUUGAAAUCAAUUACGAUUGCAAUUCGCGUUUGGUGGGGCUGAGAAUAUAUGCCAAAUCCAAGUGUCAAAUUUAAAUCGAACUUUUACU
Molecule: messenger RNA, 786 nt
Organism: Atta colombica
Lineage: Eukaryota; Metazoa; Arthropoda; Insecta; Hymenoptera; Formicidae
Product: transcriptional repressor scratch 1-like
Source: RefSeq, a predicted model, not a curated record